Molecule: messenger RNA, 7509 nt
Organism: Pungitius pungitius (ninespine stickleback)
Lineage: Eukaryota; Metazoa; Chordata; Actinopteri; Perciformes; Gasterosteidae
Gene: ptprk
Product: protein tyrosine phosphatase receptor type K
Exons: 42
Coding region: 259-4776 (1505 amino acids)
Biological process (GO): protein dephosphorylation
Cellular component (GO): membrane
Molecular function (GO): protein tyrosine phosphatase activity; protein binding
Source: RefSeq, a predicted model, not a curated record
UCUCUAUCGCUCUCUCUCCGCGUGAAACAAAGUGCGGUGUCCGCGGGAGCCCGUACGAAGCGAAAAAGAGAGAGAGAGAGACCGGAGAAAGGAGAGAAUGGAGCGGCUGAAUCCACAACAACAGGAGGAAUAAUAACCCACGAGAAGAAGAGAAAUAAACAAGCCUGAAGACGGGGGAGAAGAGGGAGAGAACUCGCGGGGGAAAACUUUUCCGGGGUGUAAACUGUUACGGACUGAAACGCAGCCACGUUUUAAAACAUGGAUACACUUUGCACUAUUUUCCCGGGACUCCUGCUUCUCUUUUCGGCCGCUGGCACCGUCUCCGGACAGAUGCCGACAGCUCACAUGGGGCGUGCCGAGAAGGGGAGCUGCACGUUCGACGAGGGCUUCGCUCCGUGCGACUACCAGCAAGAUCCCUACGAUGACUUUGACUGGACGCACAUCAACACCCAGGAGGUGCCGUACGUCUCGCCGGAACUUCCCCAAGGUUCCUUCAUGUUCGUGGACGUCUCGCAGUACGACGUCGGGGAGAAGGCCCGCUUCCAGCUGCCCGUCAUGAAGGAGAACGACACCCACUGCAUCGACUUCAACUACCUGCUCACCAGCCCCGGCGGCGCCAGCCCCGGCACCCUCAACGUCCUGGUGAAGGUGAACAAGGGUCCUUUGGCUAACCCUAUAUGGAACGUGACGUCCUACACUGGUAAAGACUGGCUGAGAGCCGAACUCGCCGUCUCCACCUUUUGGCCUAAUGAAUAUCAGGUCAUAUUUGAAGCAGAGGUUUCGGACAGCAAAGCCGGCUUCAUCGCCAUCGACGACAUUCAGGUGCUCAGCUACCCGUGUGAUAAAUCCCCUCACUUCCUGCGUCUCGGGGACGUGGAGGUGAACGCCGGACAGAACGCCACGUUUCAGUGUAUAGCGACGGGACGAGACACAUCGAACAAUAAACUCUGGCUACAGAGGAGAAAUGGAGAAGAUAUUCCCGUGGCUCUGACAAAAAACAUCAACCACCGACGGUUCGCUGCCUCCUUCCACCUCAAAGAAGUCACCAAUCAGGAUCAAGACCUGUACCGCUGCGUCACUCAGUCCGAGCGCGGCUCCGGGGUGUCCAACUUUGCGGGUCUCAUCGUCAGAGAGCCUCCGCACCCCAUCGCCCCACCCCAGCUGCUUGGUGUCGGCCCUACAUAUCUGCUGAUUCAGCUGAAUGCUAACUCCAUAUUUGGAGACGGGCCUAUUAUACUGAAAGAGGUCGAGUACCGUAUGACGUCAGGCAGCUGGACAGAGACGCACGCCGUGACCUCCCCCAACUACAAGCUAUGGCACCUCGACCCGGACACCGAGUACGAGAUCCGAGUCUUACUAACCCGACCGGGGGAGGGGGGGACGGGCAAGGCCGGACCCCCGCUCAUCACCCGCACCAAAUGUGCAGAACCCAUGCGGACUCCUAAGCGGCUGAAGAUCGCGGAGACCAGGUCCCGCCUGAUAGCAGUGGACUGGGAGUCGCUGGGCUACAACAUCACGCGCUGUCACACCUUCAACGUCACCAUCUGCUACCACUACAUGACCGCCAACAACCGCAGCAAGGCCGACUGCCUGGACAUGGACCCCAAAGCGCCACGCCACCUGGUGGGAAACCUGCCGCCCUACACCAACGUCAGUCUGAAGAUGAUUCUGACCAAUCCAGAGGGAAGGAAAGAGAGCGACGAGACCGUCAUCCAAACCGAUGAAGAUGUUCCGGGUUCAGUUCCCAGUCAGUCGCUGAGAGCCACUCCGUUCGAAGACCGAAUUCUUCUUUACUGGAAGGAACCGUCAGAGCCCAAUGGAGUCCUCAUGCAUUACGAGAUCGGCUACAGCGGCGUGCGUUCCUUUGACCCGUCGGUGCCUCUCCAGCGGCCGGAACGCACCGUGCUGCCCUCCAAUGCCACGCACCACCUUUUUUCCCAGCUCCACCCGGGCGUCACGUACCAGCUCUCCAUACGCGCAUCCACCUCCAAAGGGUUCGGCACCGCAGCCACACUCAACGUGACAACCAAUAUAUCGGCCCCGACAAUAGAUGAGUACGACGGGACGGAGGCCUUUCUGAAUGAAACCGCUACGACCAUCACUAUCCUGCUCAAACCUGCCCAGGCCAAGGGAGCUCCUAUAAGCGCCUACCAGAUCGUAGUUGAGGAAGUGAAUCCUCAGCGGACGCGUCGUCAAGCCUCCUCCGACUGUUUUGAGGUGCCAGUUUCCUACCACAGUGCGUCCAGCGGUGGGUCUCCAUAUUAUUAUGCCGCCCAGCUGUCCCCCAGCAGCCUGCCCGAGCCGCUCCCCUUCACUGUUGGAGACAACAAGACGUAUCAGGGUUUCUGGAAUCCUCCUCUGGCCCCGAGAAAGAACUACAACAUCUACCUCCAGGCUGUCAGCAGCACGGAGAGGGAAACAAAGACGCAGUGUCUGAGGCUUGCAACUAAAGGGGCCACGGAGGAGCCAGAAGUCAUUCCCGACCCCGCGAAACAGACGGAUCGGGUGGUGAAGAUCGCUGGCAUCAGCGCUGGGGUCCUCGUCUUCAUUCUGCUGGUGCUGGUAGCCAUCCUAUUGGUCAAGAAGAGGAGGACCUACUAUUCAUACUCUUAUUACCUGAAACUGGCUAAAAAACGUAAAGACGCCAUCGGAACGACGCGGCAGGAAAUGACUCACAUGGUGAACGCCAUGGAUCGCAGCUACGCCGACCAGAGCACUCUGCAUGGAGAAGAUCCCAUGGCCGUGACAUUUAUGGACUCUCACAACUACAACAACCGAUCGCCCAACGAUCCUCUGGUUCCUACGGCCGUGCUAGUUCCAAUCACAGACGAGAACCACAGCGCCUCGGCGGCGGAGAACAGCCGGCUCCUGGAUGUUCCGCGGUACCACUGCGAGGGAACCGAAUCCCCCUACCAGACGGGACAGCUGCACCCCGCCAUCAGGGUGGCCGACCUGCUGCAGCACAUCAACCUCAUGAAAACCUCUGACAGCUACGGCUUUAAGGAGGAGUAUGAAUUGGUGAUACAGAGCUUCUUCGAGGGCCAGUCGGCCUCCUGGGACGUGGCCAAGAAGGAGCAGAACCGCACCAAGAACCGCUAUGGGAACAUUAUAGCAUAUGACCAUUCAAGGGUUAUUCUACAGCCCAUAGAAGACGACCCCUCCUCCGACUACAUCAACGCCAACUACAUCGAUGUAAGUGGAAACGCAUCGAAUGCUACUAUUGGCUCCCAACGAAACCAACGAAACCAAACUCCCUCGCUCAUUUGGCUGUACAGGGAUGGCUACCAGAGACCAAGUCACUACAUCGCUACUCAGGGUCCUGUUCAUGAGACCGUGUAUGACUUCUGGAGGAUGGUGUGGCAGGAACAGUCAGCCUGCAUCGUCAUGGUGACCAAUCUGGUGGAGGUGGGAAGGGUUAAGUGCUAUAAGUAUUGGCCAGAUGAUGCUGAGGUGUAUGGAGACUUCAAAGUGACGUUUGUGGAGGUCGAACCUCUUGCUGAAUAUGUCGUGCGCACGUUUACGCUGGAGAGGCGUGGUUUCAACGAGGUGCGGGAAGUCAAACAGUUCCACUUCACAGGCUGGCCCGAUCACGGAGUUCCAUAUCACGCCACUGGACUACUUUCCUUCAUCCGCAGGGUCAAAAUUUCAAAUCCACCAUCUGCUGGUCCCAUUGUGGUCCACUGCAGUGCUGGAGCAGGGCGGACCGGCUGCUUCAUAGUAAUUGACAUCAUGUUGGACAUGGCGGAGAGAGAAGGUGUGGUCGACAUCUACAACUGUGUGAAGGCUCUCCGCUCUAGGAGGAUCAACAUGGUACAGACUGAGGAGCAGUAUAUAUUCAUCCACGAUGCCAUUCUAGAGGCUUGUCUAUGUGGAGAAACGGCCAUCCCGGUCUGCGAGUUCAAAGCCGCUUUCUAUGAGCUCAUCCGCAUCGACUCGCAGACCAACUCGUCCCAUCUGAAGGAUGAGUUCCAGACGUUAAACUCGGUGACUCCUCAGCCUCAACCUGAAGACUGCAGCAUCGCAUUGUUGCCUAGAAACCAAGAUAAGAACCGCUUUAUGGAUGGCCUUCCUCCUGAUAGAUGCCUUCCCUUCCUUAUUACUAUAGAUGGAGAAAGCAGCAACUACAUUAAUGCUGCUCUGAUGGAUCUCUCAGAGGAGUUCCAGAGCUACAGACAGCCCGCUGCGUUCAUCGUUACCCAGCAUCCUUUGCCCAACACCGUCAAAGACUUUUGGCGUCUGGUUUACGACUAUGGGUGUACCAGUUUGGUGAUGCUGAAUGAGAUUGACCUGGCUCAGGGUUGCCCUCAGUACUGGCCGGAGGAGGGCAUGUUGCGCUAUGGUCCGGUCCAGGUGGAGUGUAUGUCCUGCUCGAUGGACUGCGACGUGGUCAGUCGACUCUUCAGAGUCUGCAACCUCACCAGGCCACAGGAAGGCUACCUGAUGGUCCGUCAGUUUCAGUACCUGGGGUGGGCGGGACACAGGGAAGUCCCCGCCUCCAAGCGCUCCUUCCUCAAACUGAUCUUGCAGGUGGACCAGUGGCAGCGUGAGGGAGAGGAGGGCGAGGGAAGAACCAUCGUGCAUUGCCUGAAUGGAGGUGGGCGCAGUGGAGUCUUCUGUGCCAGCAGCAUCGUGUGUGAGAUGGCCAAGAGACAGAGCGUGGUCGACGUCUUUCACGCCGUCAAGACCUUGAGGAACAGCAAACCCAACAUGGUGGAUACUCCGGAACAGUACCGAUUCUGCUACGACCUGUCACUGGAGUUCAUCGAAUCCUCCUAAACAAAGGAGAGAAGAAAAGGAGGAGGAGGAGGAGGAGGUGAAGAAGAGCAGAAGAUCUUUUCACUUCCCACGUGCUUGAUCCUUUGCUUACACUCGCUCCCGACCCCCCCCCCCCCCGCCAAUCGGUAGCACUCAUUUUGCGUCCCCAUCGGCUCCUCGUACCGUGUUGUAAAGAAUCCGAACAAAGGGAAACAUUGAGACUUUUAACAGAGUCCUUUAUGCUUGUUGUACAGCUUUUUAAAUGCCAGCGGGCCCCUGUAUGUCCCGGGCCCAUCUAAAUGUUUAGCCUCCCGCCGCAGCGCCGCCGCUCCCAUGGAUCCGAUGCCGCAUGCUGUUUCAGCUGCAGUACCCCGUGUGCCCUGUAGGUGUCUCCCUCUCCCGUACGCCAACUGCAUCCAUGGCUUUUGAAUUACUGCAAGUGUUAAGUGGCCCUGCACUUACCGGCUCUCGUGCUCAUCAUUUGGGAGUCGCUAGACGGUGUUGGGCUUCUCAUCAUGGUGAUGUUUGAAUAUUUGCAGCAAGUACUUUUGUAUACGAACAAGUUAAUGUUACAGCCUGGCCAAACUCUGUGAAGGCUUCUUUUUCUACUCCACACAUCAGCAUCAUCUUCAUGUUAUUUUCCUGGUUCACAACAUUAUGUGUUUAAGUAUUGAAUAGCCACUUUGAAGCCCUUUUCAUUCGUUGUAUACAGUAGAUUGUCAGAUAACACACACCAUGUAAUGAUUUAAACAACUAGAACAUGACAUUUAUACAAAGUAUAACCCUUUCUUUUUAAUGGUUACGAUAUUUUGAAGUGGCAACUUUAAAAAAACAACUUGUGUGGGAUUUUCCCUAAAAUGUAUACUAUAAAAAAGUGUGAUUAUGUAUCGUUGUUUGUUUCUUGCAGUCAAUGCUGAGUUGAUUUGCAUAAUUUCUUGAUUGAAUGGGGGAAAAAAAGUUUUUAGGUCUUCUUUUUACUCUAAAUUGUAAAAAGUGGAAUGUAAAAAGUGGAACACUUUUUACAAUUUAGACCAUGUGAACCACACUUGUUCAACCAUGUGACAUCAGCAUAAUCAUGUUUGUUGCAGGGCUGGGCCCGAAGCACUUUCAGUUCCACCAAUUCAAAAAUGGGAUGUGUCAUUUCCGAACACUAGAAGGAAAAGAUUUGAGGUAUGAAGAGUUCAGCUUCUUUAUUUUUAGAAAAGACUAAAUAAUAAUAAUAAUAAUAAUACAUAUAAGUUCCUUUCCAUUUUUGGUUUGAAUGGAAUUGAAAGUGAGCAGACCCCAGGCCUCGUUUUGUGCACUGGUGGCCAACACUUUUAUUAUUUUUUUUAUAGCUGAUGUUUAUUCAUAAGCCAAAGACUUUGUGUAAAUAUGUCUAUAUGGAUAAAGCACAUUGUUUGUAUUUAUUGUUCGUUUACUUGCAUUGCUUGUAGGAAAAGUCAUUCUUCAUUCCGUGUUUACCACCAGCGCUUCUUGAACUGUUAGUCGGGACGCAAAAUGGGCCUCAAGUCUGUUUCCUCUGGAGUGUUUGAGAGUAUUAGCGUGAGCAAAGGAGCCCAUAAAGGCUCCUGAGGUAAAAUGCUACAUCGGCUCAAUUUGGGUUCAUGAGGAAAAGUUCAAGAACCCCUGAUCGAAGCUGUACAUUAAAGCAUUAGAAGUAGUUUUUCAGUAUCUAGGUGGAAUUCAGCAGUAUUGUCUUGUUUUCACUUAGUGAAACUCUGUGAUGUUACCGUGGGGGUUUUUUUGUGCCAAAGGCCAUCGCUCUGUUCGUGGUCUGUAGAACAUCAGUGCAUUUUGAGUAUUUAGGAUAAUGUCUCCUAUCCCUCUUAAUGUCUUAGUCGGGAUGAGCCGUUUAUCCUCAUCAUUCACAUCCUGCUCACCAUUAUCCCUGAAUACACACAGACUCAGUGAUGCAAAACAGGCUUAGUGAGUGAAUGAACAUGCAGGAAUGUGAAACGGAAGAAAACUAACAUUUAUUGUGCCUGAUCAUUUGAAUUUCCUUGUCAAUUCAAGCAUUUUAACAGUAUCUUAGAUCGCAAACCAGGGCUUUGUUGAAUGCGUUCUGAUGGACGAUCAAUGUUUGGACCGUGGCUCACAAGGCUUCACGACUUCUUGAUGAGGCUUUGCGGUCUUACCAAAUAUCACAUGUGUUUCUGUUGUGCUCAAGCAGAUUAAGAAAAGAAAAACAAUUAAAAAAACAACACUUUAUUGUAAAUACAAUGUCAGAGGUUCCACUCGGUUGGAACAAGAGUAGCCUGAUGUACCGUUUAGUAUGUUAUUGUAAAUAGGCGAUCAUGAGAACUCUAAAAGGCUCUAUUGGGUGAACAGUAAAGGUCCAGAUGAUGGAUACAAUGUCAGAACUUUAGUUUUGUUGAAGAUUUAAAAAAGUCAGAUUGUACUCCUUCAAUAAUUUGACAGAUAUUGUUUCAAAAAAGGGUCUGAUUACAAAACACAUCCAAUUUUCUGUUUCUUUUGGCAGAUUUGUGUUUGAACCAGAGAGGACAGUCAGUACAGUUUAGCAGCUAGGCCAACUGGAAGGCCGUCUCUAUAGCAUGCAGAGAAAAAACUUAAGGGAAAAACUAAGGCCCAAAUCCUUUUGAGAUGCCAAUAAUCUGCCCUCAAUACAUCUGAAGUAAUGGCCCCAAAGUGGUGAAUGGAGCAGGUAGAAAACUGAUAUUCAUACUUCAUCAUUAUUCUUGUCUGUAAUGUUUGGGUUCUUUGCUGUAAUAAAGACCAAUUGUUUAAUUUCAA